AUGGGGUUUGGGACCAAGUGGCGUGACUGGAUCUCAUCCCUGCUUUCCUCGGCCACCACACGAGUUCUUCUGAAUGGUGAUCCUAUCAGGCUCAUACACAACGCGAGGGGGCUAGGGCAGGGCGACCCACUCUCGCCAAUGAUGUUUAUAAUCACCAUGGAGGUGCUGCACAAGCUUUUCAAGAAGGCUGCCCAGGCCGGAGUGAUCAACACUCCACCAGAUGCAGCAAUUCAGCACCAAUGCUCGCUCUACACCGACGAUAUUCAAGCAUCCAUUGCUGAGGCUUUUAGGAAACAAUCAGAAGUUAUUGGGCGGAAAUCUACUGCCAAAGCUACUGCUGCUGCAUUUGUAAGAAGAUCACGCCGCAACAUUUGGGCCCAUGGGCAUAGUACCUAUUUUCGUGGCAGAGGAAGAGCUAGUUCUGAUGCUGCUGCACUGGCCUGUUCUGAUGAUGAAGAGGAUGGAAACGGUGAAAACGGUGGCAAAGAGGAGUCAUCUGCUGAGGAGAGUUCCCCAGAGAAAAAGAAUCUCCGAGAAAAUUUUAGCACAUCUCCACUGCGAGCAUGGGGAAAGAAUGGUACUCGCAGCCAGACUCGCUACAGAAGCUUUAUUGGUUCAAAUGGCAGGGUGCUCAAGGGUGGGCGCAUGAUCAAGUUGGUCGAAUGUUUGCGAAAUUCUGAUGACAAUGAUAGUGAGCGUGACAUACAUCUUUGUCUGCUUCCACUGGAUGGACAAACUACACCAAAUCUGGAGAAGCCAUAUCUGUGUUGUGGCCCAACUCUCUCCAUCAAACAGCUGUGUCAGUUUGUCGCCACUCAGACAUCUCACAAAGAUGAAGAAGUUGAGAUAUAUGCGUUGAAGCCUUCUUACAGCGACCUUGUCAGCACUAACACAUCUGGUUUCGAUAAGGCAAGGCUUGUAGGGGAGGAACGCCUUUCAGACUUGCGUUCCUCAUUCACAUUUCCCAAUGGGGUUCUGGAGCUGGUGUAUGCCAUCAAAGUCGCCAACUAGACAUUGAAUAAAGUGGGCCAGUUAGUUCAAAUGGAAGUAUUUUGUUCGUAGAUAUCUGGAUCUUGAACCUUUUGAUGACUCAGGGCUUUUGUAUACGGUUGAGGAG
Molecule: messenger RNA, 1117 nt
Organism: Setaria italica (foxtail millet)
Lineage: Eukaryota; Viridiplantae; Streptophyta; Magnoliopsida; Poales; Poaceae
Product: putative E3 ubiquitin-protein ligase RING1a
Exons: 6
Coding region: 1-1011 (336 amino acids)
Source: RefSeq, a predicted model, not a curated record